GCAGUGUGAAGCUUACCUAGGCCACUAUUGACAAGGGAGUAGAGGAUGGGAGCCUGGACCAGGUAGACAUCAGAUGCGCUUGCAAAGAAGGAAGAGAAAGGAAAGGGAUGUUACCGCAUCUGGGACCCCGGGGGUAAAGAGGAUCGUUACCGACGUGCUUGCGGAACUAGGCUAUGGUCAGGACACCGAGGUACAGAAGAAGGUGGUGACUGUAGCCCAAAGUCGGGGAAAGGAGGCAGGGGAUGAAGGUACCAGGCAGAAGGACUACCGUGAGGAGGAGACGGGAUCACAAGUUCUUACCAAGGCCCAGCGCAAGCAGCGUAACUUGCUGCUGGGAGGUCAAGGCUCGGGGAAGGGACAGAUCCCGCAAGCGAUCGCUGCACCACCAGCUGCCGCCACAAUGACGCAUAUGUCAGCAGGGCCCUCGCAGAUGGGGCCGCCGUCAGCAUAUGGUCCUUGGGUGCCUUAUUGUCAGUUGGCACCUUGGCCCAGAUGUAAUCACUGCAGCUCGUGUGGGGGAGGUCAAGCUCCCCCGGAACAGUUGGUCUCAUAUCCGGGCCCAUCGACGAGUGCAGGGCGAGUGCAGGGCCCCCAAGCUUUCCGGCGACCCAAGGCCAGUUCACGGCCCAACCUCCCCCUUCGCAGCAAGCUUCGCAGGCUAGCGUGGCGGGUGGAUGAGGUCAAGGGCAAAGAGGACAAGGCAAUGGUGGUUGAGGACAAGGCGGCCGAGGGGGUGGCGGCCGAGGACGGAACGGCGGGGGACGCGGCGGAGGAUGGAAUGGCCAAGGAGGCCAAAGCCAAGGUAGCCAAGGCAGCCAAGAAGGGGGCCAAGGAUAUGGGAGGGCCCGCUUUGAUUGGCGAAAUGCCGUCUGCCGGCAUUGUGGCGUUGUGGGCCAUACCAUUCGGUACACAUGACUUGGUGGAGGAGGUGAGAACGAUAGAGGGGGACCCUACUCAGAUAAAGGAGCAUGAGCAGUUAAUGGGAGGGAUGUACCUGCUCACGAAUACGCUUCUGCAAGGAGACUUUGACCGAAAAAACUCCUUAAGUCUAGUUGAGGGUGAGGACCUCGUUUCUGAGAGUCAGGACGAUGAGUUCGAAGAAGGGGAGAUUAAAGAGGCAUUUCGGGCAGAGGAGUAUGAUGGGAUCUAUCUUGAGCUAGGCCGACUCCUAUCUUGUGAAAUGAGGGACCGAGAUGAAAGCGUUAAAGCUCAAAAGAUGAGGCAUCUCUAUGCGGUGAGGAAUGACCAUUUGUUCAUCAAACGACAAGUCGGGAACCCCAAGCGGAUUGUAUGCGGGAGGAACCGACAAAUCGGUAUUAUAGCGGUGUUACAUGAUGGUAUAGCAGGAGGGCACAAAGGGAUAUGUGCCACAUGUGCAAAGAUAAGCGAACUAUACCAUUGGGAUGAGGUGCUGAGCAUGGUCAUCAAGUAUUCCCAAUCUUGUGUCCCUUGCCAAGAGAGGUCGGCGCGAAGACCAGGGGAACCCCUACACCCAAGGCUGGAAAGAGAGGUAGGUGCAGUCGUACAUUUGGAUCUACUCUUCAUGCCGACUGGGGAGAACGGGUGUAAUUACAUUUUUGAUGCACGAGAUAACCUUAUUGAGUUUGUGGACGAGCGAGCUAUUCGCACGAAGACCGACCCAAUUUUGACCAGCUGUAUCGAAGAGUAUUAUCUGUGUUACCCUUUCGUCAAAGAGUUCGUGAUGGAUCGAGGAGCGGAGUUCACCUGUAACGAGGUGCAGACUUUGGUUGCGGGAUAUGGCGUCGUGGCAAAUUAUACUACCGUUGCGCACCCUCAAGCAAAUGCACCUGUGGAGAGGGGGCGUAGUACCAUCACGAAUCUCCUAGCCAAAUGGACGGAUGGCAAACCCGGCCAGUGACCAAAGUUUCUGCGAGCAGCCUUCUUCGUAGAGAACGUCACGGUAAAGAGGACAACCAAGUACGCGCCUGCCACUCU
Molecule: messenger RNA, 1956 nt
Organism: Chara braunii
Lineage: Eukaryota; Viridiplantae; Streptophyta; Charophyceae; Charales; Characeae
Source: the annotation of a GenBank genome assembly